GAAACGUGCACGUCACAGACAACAGAAAAUCAAAGCGUUGACAGUGAAUCGGUGAAGAAGAAGAGUCUUGAGUCUUGAGUCUUGAGAGAAAGGAAGAAGAAGCAAUUUCAAUGGAGAAGAGAGGGGUGAUCGACACAUGGAUUGAUAAGCACCGUUCGAUCUAUACGGCGGCUACACGUCAUGCUUUUGUCGUCUCGAUCCGUGACGGAUCCGUUGAUCUCUCGUCCUUCAGAACUUGGCUGGGGCAAGAUUAUCUGUUCGUGAGGAGGUUUGUGCCGUUUGUAGCGAGUGUGUUGAUCAGAGCUUGCAAAGAUUCCGGCGAGAGUUCCGAUAUGGAAGUGGUGCUUGGUGGUAUAGCAUCGUUGAAUGAUGAAAUAGAAUGGUUUAAAAGAGAAGGAUCGAAAUGGGAUGUUGAUUUCUCGACCGUUGUGCCUCAAAGAGCUAAUCAAGAAUAUGGCAGGUUUUUGGAAGAUCUGAUGAGCAGUGAGGUGAAGUAUCCGGUGAUUAUGACAGCUUUCUGGGCAAUUGAAGCAGUGUAUCAAGAGAGCUUUGCUCAUUGUUUAGAAGACGGGAACAAAACUCCGGUGGAGCUUACCGGUGCUUGUCAUCGUUGGGGGAAUGACGGGUUUAAACAGUAUUGUUCGUCUGUCAAGAACAUUGCCGAACGUUGUCUGGAGAAUGCCUCCGGUGAGGUGCUCGGUGAAGCUGAAGAUGUACUUGUACGAGUUCUUGAACUAGAGGUUGCCUUCUGGGAGAUGAGCCGUGGAGGACAGUAGCUAAUGUUUGGGUUUGAAUUUCUCAUUUCCUCUAAAUGCCAAAGAGAAACAAGUUCCAAUCUUUAUGUUUGGUGAAACACAAGUUGAGAUUAUGGUUUCAUAACAGAUUACAUGAAUACGGAUUUGUCUCUGACUGGGGCAGAAGGUUGUUCCCGUCAUUCCACAUAUUACACUUACUGGUAACUACAUCAACUCCUAAAACUCUUAAGAACUCACCAAUUGAAACCGAAAAGCUCUUUAUUCUCUCCAGCGAUGACCACAAUUCGGGUUGCAACAGACAAAGAACAGUGUCAUUCCUUCUUCACCUCUAGCCGUAGCCUGCACAUUCAAUGAUAGCUACAUUAAAUCCUCAAGCGGUGUACAGAAUUUGAGCAUAAUGUUUUGGGGAAGCAAACAGUGAAGAUACAGCAUAACCAAGUAGUUAAAUAAAUAAUGGAGCUUAAGAGAGUUAUACCUGGAAGAAAACGGCCUCCCUAUGCUGACACUUAGAGCAACGCACAGCCUUGGUUCGGGGAAGAGUAGGGUCAGAAGCCACGUCUGUUAAGAUCUGAGUUCGCUCACUUACAGAGUGAUGAACCUCGUUUCUGUACACACAGCUGUUAUCAGCUACCUCCUGCAAGUCAGUGCCACAAAAAGUAUAAAUUCUGAGAUGAGGACAACAAACCCAUUUACAUGAUCUAAUCUAAUCUGUCAAUUUGUAACAACAAGAUUGAUAAUGCAGCUUAAAAAAUUGCAAAUAACUACUCAGUUUGUGUAAAUCAAUAAGCUAAAAGAGGCCCUUCAAGUAUUCAUAUAGAUCUCAUAAACACAACAC
Molecule: messenger RNA, 1590 nt
Organism: Arabidopsis thaliana (thale cress)
Lineage: Eukaryota; Viridiplantae; Streptophyta; Magnoliopsida; Brassicales; Brassicaceae
Product: heme oxygenase-like, multi-helical
Exons: 3
Coding region: 111-776 (221 amino acids)
Biological process (GO): thiamine diphosphate biosynthetic process
Molecular function (GO): thiaminase activity
Source: RefSeq, marked reviewed